Lolium rigidum is the source of this 875-nucleotide messenger RNA. RefSeq names its product serine/threonine-protein kinase 19-like. Gene Ontology annotation, molecular function: protein serine/threonine kinase activity. Gene Ontology annotation, biological process: protein phosphorylation. Bases 169 to 834 code for a protein of 221 amino acids. Lineage: Eukaryota; Viridiplantae; Streptophyta; Magnoliopsida; Poales; Poaceae. The record is from RefSeq and is a predicted model, not a curated record. The transcript has 7 exons.
UCGAAGACAUUAGUGACCUAGAAGUUGCUACAUAUUGUAUGUGAAAAACAUUGAAUUCAAUGACAAUAUUGUUGUACAUCUUAAGCUGGUAACAAGUCAGAAUCUAACAAUUUUGAUGACGCAGAGGACAACCUUAUAUUCACUGAUACGUUGAUAGCUCUACAAUUGAUGCGCGCACAAUUCCCAAAGCUAGAGAAGGUUGUGACACAGCCAUUCAUUUUGCAAUCCCAAUUGUAUAGCAGCGUGAAGGACAGGACUCAAGUUGAUAGAGAUUUGGAGUCACUGAAGAAAGACAGAGUACUCCGAGUAUUCAAACUCAGUACUGGUCAGGAUGACCAUGCUAUCAUGUUCAUGGAUGAUUAUCUGAGACAGAUGGAGUUUGCUAUCAGGAGGUCAACGGGUAAAAAACAAGAUGGCAGUGAAGUGUUUGAGUGGUUUGAGAAAUAUGUUCUGCAUUCGAAAUUGGAUGUUAGCAUAAAUCACCUAGAGCUGUGUUCACUGUUAUCAUGUGGUGGUGAUGCGAAAGAUAAACAUAUCACAGUAUUGAUGAAUGCUGGCCUCCUAACGCGCCAGCUAAUAGAUCCAAACAUGUACUGGUUUUCUAUUCCAAGUAUUGGUCCAAUCUUGAAAGGCCUAUCCCAGGGGAGGAAGGAAGUUCUUUCAUUACUGAACCGUCGGAAGUACAAGGAGAUGCUAGUGUCUUCACUGGAGAAGACGAGGUUGAGGUCAUCGCCUCUAGACGUGCGGUUCCACCUCCGCGAUCUUAUCGGGUCUGGUCACAUAAAGACGGUUCAGACACCCACCGGCUUACUUGCUCGUGUAUCAACAGAUUGACAAUCAAACAGUUUUGGAUCAAUUAAUCUUAGUUUCUCUUC